CAAAGUGAACCAGAAGUAUGCCAGACCCAGUCAGCAGAAAAAAUAGGGGAUGGAAGUAGAGGAUAAUGUCAAUAAUAACAGUACAACUAGGACAAUGCGGAAACCAAAUUGGUGGUCAGCUGUUCCAUACAUUUAUGGACGAUGUCCACUCGAAACCACUAGCUACACAGGUGGCUCCAGACAAAAACGAGGAGUAUAAAAAUGAGGUUCUGUCCCGAUUUUUUUACUGUGGAGAAUCAGGGGAGGGAACUCCAAAAGCUCGAGCUGUCAUGGUGGACAUGGAGCCAAAGGUGAUAGCUCAAACAUAUCAAGAUGCCAAGCGUUCAGGGAGAUGGAGUUACUCUGAGAAACAGAACUAUUGCCAGCAGAGGGGGUCAGGAAACAACUGGGCCCACGGCUACUGCAUCCACGGCCCAGCGUGUCAGAGCACAGUCAUGGAACUAGUCCGGCGCGAAGCGGAAAAAUGUGACAAUCUGGGGGGAUUCCUGUCCCUCAUGAGUCUGGCAGGGGGCACAGGCUCAGGGGUGGGGGCAUAUGUGACUCGUUGUUUGAGAGAUGAAUUUCCUCAUGCAUUUAUAAUGAACCAAGUAGUGUGGCCUUAUAAGACCGGAGAGGUCAUUGUGCAGAAUUAUAAUGCUCUUUUGACAUUGUCACGAUUAUAUCACACGGUGGAUGCCAUUGUUGUCAUGGAAAAUGACCAUCUCCAUAAGAUAUGUCAGCAACUUCUGAACAUUAAGAAGAUCUCAUUCAAAGACAUUAACAAAGUCAUCUGCCAUAAAUUAGCCACUAUGCUGCAACCCUGUCCACUUAACAAGUUCACUGGGGAUAUUUGUUCCAAUUCCAUAGGUGAAAUGCUGGAACACUUGGUGCCACAUCCAGACUACAAACUCCUGACCAUUAAGAACAUUCCUCAGAUGUCUGCGGCGGCCCAGGAGUUCAGCACCUACCAAUGGCACGGGCUGCUCAAACACCUCCGACAAAUGCUCAUUUCUGAUGCUCCAAUGGAAGAGGGUAUUGAUUGGCAAGUCAAAGUUAGUUCCCGAGGAUCUCAACACAACACUUCUCUCGCUAACCUUCUGUUACUGAGGGGCAAGGAAUCAGCGUCCGCAGAAACCACACCGUUCUCUGACCCCGCCCUGUAUGUUCCGUGGGUACCACCAGAUGCCACCCUGAUGACAGGUAUACAGCCGAGAGCUUUUAACCACUACGAGAAAUCAGCAUCUCUAAUUUCUAACAGUAAGUCACCGGUGGGGGAGAUGAACUUUAUGGUGGGGAAAGCCUGGGAUAUGUUCUCUGCCAGAGCUUAUGUGCACCAGUACAAUGAACAUGGACUUACUGAGGACGAUUUUCUGGACGGGUUUGCAACCUUAGAACAAGUAAUAUCAAAUUACAAAUGUUUGUAAGAUGGACAAAAUACAAUUGUGGAACCUGAA
Messenger RNA from Saccostrea cuccullata (small rock oyster), 1433 nucleotides. RefSeq names its product tubulin delta chain-like. Bases 66 to 1403 code for a protein of 445 amino acids. The transcript has 5 exons. Lineage: Eukaryota; Metazoa; Mollusca; Bivalvia; Ostreida; Ostreidae. Gene Ontology annotation, cellular component: cytoplasm; microtubule. Gene Ontology annotation, molecular function: GTP binding; structural constituent of cytoskeleton. Gene Ontology annotation, biological process: mitotic cell cycle; microtubule cytoskeleton organization. The record is from RefSeq and is a predicted model, not a curated record.